AUGCGACCCAGAGCGCGGACGUCACAGAGCGCCGGCGAGGAAGUGCAGCAACAGUUACGAUAUGGUGCAGAAAUCCUCUUGCUGUGUGCCGAGCAGCUCUCGAAGUUCCGGGGCGGCGGAACAGCCAGAGGAUGUAGAAAUAAAGACAUACACAGUGUACAGAAAGCUGCGGUCAGGUCUGGAACACAUGUUCGCCCCGGGCACUCUGCACGUGUGAAUGAUCUCCAGCUCAGCCGCUCAGUAAUUCUGCCGAAACUUGAAAGGCGCUCAGGAAGCGGGCCUCGCCCUGCGGACUGCUCUGGAGCCGGGGUUCGCCAGGCGGCGCCUGGCCGGGCCGGACCGAGACCGCGGACCCAGCGGGACCAGGGGAGAAGCGCACCGUCCGUCGGGGCCCUGCUGUGCUGUGGGCAGCUAAGGUUUCCCGCGCUGCCAGACCCUUGUGGGACCUGGACGGUCGGUUCCGAGGGAGGAGCGGGCCGGCUGCGUUCGCGGAGCCCUCCCGGCGCGCAGGGAGACUCCCCACUCCGGCUCGCGGGCCCAGGCGGCUGUCCCGGCGGAGCAGGAGUGGGGCGGAGGCCCGGGGGUCUGCCGAUCGCAGCGGGUCGGAGCCGGUCCUGCAGUCCACCCGACUGCGCCGUACGGGCCCGGUGGGCUAAGCGGGCUCUUCCGGAAGGGGGCGCCAGCGAGCGCGCGCCGAGGCAGCCGCGGGCCCCGCGUGGACCCGAGCGUGGCCUGCGGCCCCGGGGCAGCAGCCUGCGGCGGGGGCAGCUCGCCCUGAACUCCGGACGCCUGGAGUCUCUCGUGGCCAGGACACCCUUCCUCCGUCCCGCUGCUGCCCGGCAGCUGGGUCUGGGUGGAGCCGGAGCGCCUGCAUGCCCUGGGGCCCUCUCCCGGGCGCUGCCGAGGUGCCGCUCCGAGUGUCAGGACGCCCCGGACUCCACGCGCGCCAGCUGGUGUCCUCGGCUGGAGGUGUGCGCUGAUCACUGGGCUGUUAAUUGCAUCCCCUGUUGGAGCCCUCUGUUUACAGCAAGCUGGGGUGAUUUUGCUCUCCUAGGCAACAUCCGUCUUGCGGGGGCGGAAGUUAGAAAGGCUACUUUACGUCCUCCGACGCACCGGACAGCGCUCACAGGAACGCGCUGCUUGCCCCAAAAUACCAACAGUGCGAGGCCAGAUCGCGAUCUAGAUGUGGUGCUGCUCACCUCUUUGAUCUUUGGGUUGUUCUGUCACGUUAAUGAACAAAUAUCAGGAAAAUGUUUAAGUAACUGCCACAGUCAAAGGAAGCUUAACGCAGAGAGUGUUCAGCAGCUGUUUUCCGUUUCUUUGGGAAGGAAGCAAGAACGCAGCUUUGUCCUAAGCAGUGGAGCCAAAGCCCUGGGGCUGGGCUGCAGCCGGCAGCAGAGCCUCUGCCUACGUGCGAGCCCCGCUGCCGCACCCCAGCCGCUGAGCAUUCAGUUCAAUUGCAGUGUGGCGUUUUGUGAUAAAUUAGUGGGCUUGGGGUUGCAGUUUGGGCCCUCGGUCUCUAAUAUGGUCACCGUUACUGUCCGAGGCCAUACAGGCUUGGGUAACACCAAAAUCUUUCUCAGCACUGAGACACGGUAUCCAACCCACACAACCGACAACAUGUUCAGUUUCAGCCCACAACCAGCUCCCACCAAGGCACAGACGUCACGGUGGAAGGGCAUGCAGAGCGAAGCUGCUCAGUUCAGGGUGGCUGGGGAAAACACUUGCGGAGGUCUACCAAGGGCGCCCGCGUCAGUGCGAGCGCGAUGCACGGGCUCCCAAGGGAACUGGCUGCUUGUUACCUGCCGGAGAGCUGGUAGCAGACUGGCUGUGAGGAGGGAGAGAGCACACCCUGGGUUUUCAGCGAAGAGAUUUAGCUUCCUGUGGUAUAUAUUACAUACCUCAAUUGUGCCUAAGGAGUCACAUGCAAGAACUUUCUCCAAAAUCACUGCAUCAUUAAUAAACAAAAGCUAUUCAGAGAGAAUUAUCAGAUAUUCAGUGCAGAAAGUGUGUGACCUGGUGUCAGGAAUGGAGGAUCACAAGUAUUUCAUUCCUUGGUGCAAAAAGUCAGAUGUAAUAUCAAAGAGAUUCGGGUAUUGUAAAACCUGGUUAGAAAACUUUCCACCUGUCCUGGAGCAAUACACAUCAGCAGUAAACUCUACGAAAUCGCAUUUGGUAAAGGUAUCCUGCAUUGAUGGGAGACUUUUCAAACAUUUGGAGACAUUUUGGCGUUAUAGCCUGGACCUUCCUGGUCACCCAAGAACUUGCAUCUUGGAUUUCCACUCACUUUUGUGCUCCCCGCUCGAUGAGCUGGUGGAGCAGGUGGUGGCUGCUUUUGACAGGAGAGCGAGCAAACUCUGUGGCCCAGAGACCAACCCCGCAGAGCUGAUGCUGUGCCAGGCGCACCACACAUAG
Chinchilla lanigera (long-tailed chinchilla) is the source of this 2415-nucleotide messenger RNA. RefSeq lists its product as uncharacterized. Gene Ontology annotation, cellular component: mitochondrion. NCBI's taxonomy places the organism in Eukaryota, Metazoa, Chordata, Mammalia, Rodentia, Chinchillidae. Gene Ontology annotation, molecular function: ubiquinone binding. The record is from RefSeq and is a predicted model, not a curated record. Gene Ontology annotation, biological process: cellular respiration; ubiquinone biosynthetic process.